AUGGCGUGUGAAACAGUGCACGACAUGCUAGAUUCGAUGGACACGUCUGAGGUCGGUCCAUUUGUAUGUCAAUCGUCUGGAAUGACCGUUGAACGUGAGUAUGUGUGUAAUAACGUGGUUGAUUGUGAAGAUGCCAGUGAUGAGUACGACUGCUUUCAAGAUGCAAGUGCAACUUAUGUCCCGGAUGUGGGAGAACUUUUGCGGAAUUACUCAGCGCUCUCAACGGACAGCAACCUAUACGAAAACUUUGUUACGCAUCACUACGCUGACAAUAUGUUUGGUCGAGUUGUACGCGAGAAUCCACCAGACUGGCAUGGGUUUAUCGCAUACAGUUCUUCUCCAGAUUAUAGUGAUCUGGAAGCUGUACUAAAACUCCAGACUGGGUUAAAGUUGACACUGUUCACCGAGCAAGAGGAAUACAUCAGUGUGUAUGGUCGUGAUUCUGGUGCCAGAGUGGUGAUUCAUCCGCCAUAUAUGACAGCCAUGCCAUGGUCCGAGGGAAUUACCAUCGAGCCCGGUAAAAUUACGUCAAUUGGAAUAAAAGAGACACGUGUUUAUCGUCAACCAGCGCCUUACGGCACAUGUGUCACUACCACUCAUUACGAAACUGACUACGGCAAGUACUACAAAGCAUCGGCAUGCGAAGAAUCCUGUAUCCAGGACAGAAUGAUGGAAUACUGUAGAUGUGUCGAUACUAUGCUAAGGAAUGCUUCUCGAUGUAUGCUAUUGAAUCGCACUCAGGAUACGUGCAGGCAGCUGAUGUACUACGCUCUUCAGCAGAACAUAUUGGGAUGUGAAUGUCAAGAAGCCUGCAAGGAACUUUACUAUGAAACAUCUAUAUCACAGUCUCUGUGGCCUUCAAAUACGUAUUUGAAACACUUACUGAAACAGAUACAUGCCGAAAACCCGAAAACGUUGAAUAUUAAUGAUCUAGAAAGUGUUAGGCAAAAUCUUAUUCGUAUUGAGCUCUACUUUGAUGAGUUGAAUUUUGAAGCAAUUACCGAGAAGCCAGAGAUUUCGGAGGAGGUGUUAUUGAGCAGUAUUGGUGGUAGUCUCGGGUUAUUCUGUGGAUUUUCGUUCUUGACCAUCGUUGAGUUCAUUCAGUUCGCCUUUGAUCUGGUCAAGCUGACUUACAUUCGUCAUAUCUUCAAAAGACUGCGGCCUGUUGGCGUGACAACCUGA
Molecule: messenger RNA, 1182 nt
Organism: Saccoglossus kowalevskii
Lineage: Eukaryota; Metazoa; Hemichordata; Enteropneusta; Harrimaniidae
Biological process (GO): sodium ion transport
Cellular component (GO): plasma membrane; signaling receptor complex
Molecular function (GO): sodium channel activity; low-density lipoprotein particle receptor activity; protein binding
Source: RefSeq, a predicted model, not a curated record